UAUCUCCUACCGAUACAGGUGGCCAUUAAAAUCAUAGACAAGACACAAUUAGAAGGCGACAACAUCCAGAAGAUCGUCCGCGAGGUCAAAGUAAUGAAGCUUCUCAGUCACCCGCACAUCAUCCGUCUCUAUCAAGUCAUGGAGACGGACAGAUACAUGUACCUUGUUACGGAGUAUGCCAGCGGAGGAGAAAUAUUUGAUCAUCUUAUAUCACACGGUAAGAUGACGGAGAGGGAAGCCCGUCAGAAGUUCAAGCAAAUCGUUGCGGCCGUCCACUACUGUCACAAACGUGGCAUAGUUCACAGAGACUUGAAGGCUGAAAAUCUUCUUCUUGAUGCUAAUAUGAAUGUUAAAAUAGCAGAUUUUGGUUUCAGUAAUUUCUUUGAGAAGGACAAUCUACUGAAGACAUGGUGCGGUAGUCCUCCCUAUGCCGCCCCAGAACUCUUUGAGGGUAGGGAGUAUAACGGUCCAAAGGCUGAUGUAUGGAGUCUGGGAGUAGUAUUAUAUGUAUUAGUAUCUGGUGCUUUACCGUUUGAUGGAAAGACGUUACACAGUUUGAGAGCAAGGGUUUUAUCAGGUCAAUUUAGGAUACCAUUCUUCAUGUCCGAAGGUUGUGAAGAUCUAAUAAAGCACAUGUUGAUCCUGGACCCAGGCCGACGUUACACGACAGACCAGGUCCUGAAUCAUCGAUGGACCAAGGCCGAUGGAGCAGACCCAGUCUUUGAUAAGAUGUUCAAAGAACACAACGUUGAGAGCGAUCGGGAGGAACCAGUGAACGAGCUGAUCCUACAACACAUGGUCUCAAUGGGGCUGAAGACGGAAGAUAUCAUGCAGUCUAUAACAAACCAAAGUUUUGAUGAGCACAGUGCAAUCUACAAUCUCCUGCUUGACAAGCAUCGUCGUCACCUGAGGGCGUCGCCUGGGCGUGUCAUGGGCGAGGCCACGGAGGAGAGCCAAUCAGCAGCUGCCCUGUAUGCCUUGGCGAUGGGGGAGGGCGCGGCCGCUCAACGCAAUCUGAUGCUUGGUGACCAGAUGAUCCCUCAAGUUAAUGUGACCAAUGAAGACAACCAAGUUAUUCAGUCUAAUGACCAACUGGAGGAGAUGGAUAGUGACCCAGAGGAGCCAAGCCCGGAGGCUCUGGCCCGCUACCUCCAGAUCCGAAGGAACACCGUCAUCCCCGGAGACCCCUCCGGCCACAAGCUCCCUGCGGCCUUACGGGCCAAGCUCCCUCCCCCUCCACAGCUGGCCGGCCUGGGGCUCGGUGGGGAGGGCGACGCCCCCCUGGCCGGCCUGAUGGGACUGCCCUUCGGUGGGGCGGGUGCUGCGUUCAAUAUGAACUUGCCACAGAACUUGCCCCUGUUGAGUGCUAUACCCAACCAAGCAGAACAACAGCUCAAUUAUAAGGAGCAGCACCUGUUGAAACCACCAGCCUUAGAAGCCACUGCUGGGCAAUCUAACUUUGGUCGUAGGGCGUCCGAUGGGGGCGCUAACAUGUACCUGAAUAUCCAACAGUUCAGGAAACAGCUUCAGACUGCGGUCAGAACCAGUCAACCAGGGGACAUUGAUGCAACUGGACAGCUUGGUACGGAGACAUUGCAACAAAGAUUAUCUGAUACAACCAUGCCAGAGGAAGAUGAAAACUCAGACGGAGAGCCAGACGAAGAGGCAAUACGAAGAUAUCUCAACAAGGGUCGAUGCCGGCACACCAUCGGCCCCGACGUCCUUUCAACCAACGACAUGCCUAUCGUCUCCCGCACCCGACGGGAACGCUUCCUCCAACCAGAACGCCCCCCUCACCUCUUUGCCUCCACCAACGCCCGGCGAGCCUCCGACGGCAUGCCCAAUCUCCAGUACUACCAGCGGGAGCGUCUUGAACGACUGGCUGCUACCGGAGGGGGUAGCAGUAGCAGUCAGAAGAGUUCCCUGAAACAGCUUCAUAAGGAGUGUCAGCAGUUACAAAAGCAGUUCAGCUCCCCCGUUGAUGCACGAGCCUUGGAGCUUCAGCAGCAUCAGCAUCAGCUCCACAAAGAAAAGAUGCAUACUGGCAUGUUAUCCCAUUCACCAACGGGGAUAUCAAGCACGUCACCUCACCUCUCACCAGUUUCGUCCAUUCGUAGUGAUGUCCCCAUCGCAGACAUCCAAACACAGCAUCUCCAGCAGCAUCUGCAACGCCUACAGCUCCAACGUCAGUCGGACAGUCCUCCAAGCCUUCGGAAGCUACACAGCCCAGGCAGCAGAGCGAGCCCUCCGCUGUCCAGCUCGCUUCCCGUCCACCCGGAGGAGACUGGCGUCGAGAGUCCAACGGAUACAAGCUUCCCGACCAAUCCCUUGGACACAAUGGUGGGGUCACCGCAUUCUGUUUGUAGCCAGCCCGACGAGUCUGUUCCAAGCCCAGUCUCCGCUCAUUCCGUUCACUCGCACCGAGGAGUGGAGGUGAACCUGAAUGGUCCGGAUAGGUCUAAUCAAGGGUCGGGGAGUCUUCGAGGGGACGGAAGCCUGGAGCAUGUCGGUAUCAACGGUCCGCUCUUAGAGGAGACGGAAGAUACCAGAGAACGCAGAGACAGUACCCGUAGAGACAGUUCCCGUAGAGACAGUAACCAGAGCCUUGAUAGGGAGCAACAUAGCUCCAGUAUCGACGCGGAGCAGUUGAUGCAAGCCAUGGCGUAUCAGCAGCUUCACAUGAUACAACAACAGAACUCCAACUACACUAACCAGCUUGGCAUGGCUGGCAGCCCCGAUACCGUCCAACAACACCUUCAGCACCCGCUCCAUCAGAUCCCCAUUCAAGAUUUUGCCCACCUGGCUCAUAGACACUUACACCACACCGCCCCACUCUCGGCCGUCCCCACCGAGCCUCUCCACAUAGGUAUGGCCGCCCAUUCACACUUGCCUAACUACCAUCCCUCUGCGACGCAAGCCUACCUAGCGGCCCAGGCCAACCGAGAGCUGACCGAAGCCUUGUCGGUCAGCAACGAGGUUCCUGCAGGGAUGUCGGCAGUGCCUUUCAGUCAACGUUAUCUGCUUCCUGGUAUGGUACCUUCCCCGUUAGAACAACAAGCUCAAGAGUUUGAGGAAGCCGAACUGCAUCACCAGGUGUUAGACAACACGACUCAGAAUCAAGAAAUGCAUUCCAUUAGUGGGUUUCAAGGACUCUUCCAUUUGGGCUUCCGGGGGAGUCAGGGUCAACUACGCAAUCACCAGCGUCACCACUCGGCUCACGCGACGACAGGGCACGUCCAAACCCAGCUCUUACAAAGAACCUUUCGCGUCCCUUCCGGUGACAUAUUCAACAUGGCGAACAAUAAUAACUCGGGCAUGACCGUCGGUCUCGUCAAACUCGACUACGAGGGCGGCGUUCCGCCGUUGAUCAGGCAGAGUAUGAACAUGAGUUGUAUCUCGCUGAGCGACUCGUCGGACCUCGCGAGCGAACCGUCGCCGAUAAAGCACGCGAAAUCGUUCAGUAUGACAACGUGUAAAGAACUUAAUGAAAUAGUGAACGAAAUCCGAAGGACGUUGGAUCGCAGGCACCCCGAUUUAGUUUACACGAACAACGAAAAUAUGUUUGAGUUGCAACAGAACGGUGUGGAGAUGGAAAUGGAAGUGUGUCGGGUUCCGGGUCUCGCGCUUAAUGGUCUCAAAUUACGGAAAAUAGCUGGAGAUGCCAGUCAGUAUAAGGAAUUAUGUAGCGAAAUUCUUCAAACAAUGAAGCUCUAGCGUAGGCAUCUUUUGCUGUUUCGAAAGCACAAAUGGUGAGGAGCCAACGUUUGCAGUUUGAUGUUAAUCGGAGGAACGCACAAGCGAUCGUCCAAGUGAUUUCAUUUUUGAGUGAGAUCAAUGUUGCAGAUGUCAGAAAUCGAGUGAUGAUGUCUCUUAACAUGGAAAACAUACAUUGCAUCAAGAAGUGCUGUCAACAAGUCUUACCACUGGUGGCUACUAAAUUCUGUAAUUCUAUAUGCUUUGUAGAGGGACCACCCGCUUCCAUUAAUCAAUGGGGAAUUUAGCAAUUCCCAUUGGGUUUGUACAGGGACCUUGUUUCAGUAGGCAAAGAAUGGGUAUUCUUAUUGACUGCUGAAUUCAGUGAGUCCCAUAGGUUUUGUACAGGGAUCACCUGGUUCUAGUGGGCAGUGGAUGAUUUUCAAGUCAGGUGUUGGCCUUGGUGUU
This is a messenger RNA of Lytechinus variegatus (green sea urchin), 4161 nucleotides long. Its product is annotated as serine/threonine-protein kinase SIK3-like. The transcript has 12 exons. The record is from RefSeq and is a predicted model, not a curated record. Gene Ontology annotation, biological process: microtubule cytoskeleton organization; intracellular signal transduction; protein phosphorylation. Gene Ontology annotation, cellular component: cytoplasm. Gene Ontology annotation, molecular function: tau-protein kinase activity; protein serine/threonine kinase activity; ATP binding. NCBI's taxonomy places the organism in Eukaryota, Metazoa, Echinodermata, Echinoidea, Temnopleuroida, Toxopneustidae. The annotation marks the transcript as partial.